AUGGUUCAGGCAAAGAGCGAAUCUUGCAGUUUUGCUGCACACUUGGCAGUAGGUAGAUGGACCUCAGUCUUUGCAUCGUUUCUUAUCAUGUCUGGUGCAGGUGCAACAUACCUAUUUGCAAACUACUCAAAUGAUAUCAAGAGAAAUCUUGAAUACAACCAAUCAGCACUCAAUACAUUAAGCUCAUGGAAGGAUAUCGGUACAAGCGCUGGGAUUUUGUCUGGACUUGUCGCCGAGGUCACCCCAACAUGGUUCGUGCUUGCCAUCGGCUCUGUCACCAACUUUUUCGGUUACUUCAUGGUAUGGUUGGCUGUCACCGGAAAAAUUUCCAAGCCCAAGGUUUGGCAUAUGUGUGUCUACAUGUUCAUUGCAGCCAAUUCUCAGAAUUUUGCAAAUACAGGAUCUCUUGUCACCUGUGUCAAGAAUUUUUCAGAGAGCCGAUCGAUUAUGUUGGGUCUAUUAAAAGGUUACGUUGGGCUUAGUGGGUCUAUCCUUACUCAAAUUCACUCGGCCAUUUAUGGAGAUGAUGAUUCAACAUCUUUAAUCCUUCUCAUAGCGUGGCUCCCAACGUUGAUAAUAGUAUUGGUUAUGUACACAAUUAGGGAGAAGGAAGUCAAGAUUAGGCAACCGAAUGAGGUUAAAGUUUUCUAUCACUUCCUUUAUAUAUCAGCCGCUCUUGCUGCGUUUUUGAUGGCCAUGACAAUGAUUCAACAAAAUGUCGCCUUUUCCCGAGUGGCCUAUGCUGGAAGUGCAGUAGCAGUGUGCAUCUUGUUAUUUUUACCUGUUGUCGUCGCCUUUAGACAAGAGGUAUUGCUUUGGAAGCAGAUGAAAGCACCUCCUAGUACAAUAAUUGUUGAGAAGCCACAAGCUGUUGAGCAAUUACAGAAUUCUUCUGCCAAUCAAGCAAAAGAGGAGACAAAAACAUCCUUCUUUACGUAUAUUCUUAACAAACCAAAAAGAGGGGAAGACUAUGGGAUAUUACAAGCAUUGUUAAGCAUUGACAUGCUGAUUAUCUUCUUUUCAACACUCGUCGGACUUGGCUCAGGCUUGACCGUUGUGGACAACAUGGAACAAAUUCGUGAGGCGCUUGGCUAUGAGCCAAAGACCAUAAAGACCUUUACUUCGCUUAUUAGCAUAUCGAAUUACGCUGGGAGAGUAUUCUCUGGUUUUCUGUCGGAGACACUACUCAGGAAAUAUAGAGUUCCUCGCCCCGUUAUGUUGUCGGCUGUUCUUUUUCUCACCUGCAUCGGUCACCUUCACAUCGCGUUUCCCUUCAAGGGUUCAGUCUAUUUGGCUUCAUUGAUCAUUGGGUUUACACUUGGUGCACAGCUGCCGCUAGUUUUGUCCAUAAUUUCCGAGAUCUUUGGCCUUAAGCACUACUCCACAUUGUUCAAUUGUGGACAAGUGGCAAUUCCGGUUGGUUCAUAUUUGCUAAAUAAAGAGCUCACUGGAAGGCUCUACGAUAGAGAGGCAACCAAGUUUCAUGCAAUGGACGGUUCGGAUAAAAACUACUUAGGGAAGCCACUGGUUUGCGUGGGGAAACAAUGUUUUGGCCUAUCUUUCAAAAUUAUUACUGUUGCUGUCUUCUUUGGAGCUCUUAUUUCGUUGAUUCUGGUGGCAAGAACGCUGGAAUUUUACAAACGUGAUAUACACGGGAGGUAUAGAGGUGAAUCGGACACAGAGUUCAGUGACGAGAAGAAGGAGACGACUGAGAUGACAUCACCUUCAAUUCUGAUAAUGAAGCCAAGUGAGACUUUGAUGGAUGUACAAAUUAAGGUGGCGCCGGUGGUGGAAUGA
Messenger RNA from Alnus glutinosa, 1797 nucleotides. RefSeq lists its product as uncharacterized. The transcript is spliced from 2 exons. Bases 1 to 1797 code for a protein of 598 amino acids. Gene Ontology annotation, cellular component: membrane. NCBI's taxonomy places the organism in Eukaryota, Viridiplantae, Streptophyta, Magnoliopsida, Fagales, Betulaceae. The record is from RefSeq and is a predicted model, not a curated record.